CAUUUUUUCUUAAAAUAUAUGACAUCUUAUUUCGAUUUUUUACAUUUUAUAAGGUUUAAUGGUACUUCCCUGAUAAGUUAAUAUUUGUGACAAUCUAAUCCGCCAGUCGUCGAUAGUCAUGUUCGACAGGCCGCCUUAUACUCUACAGUCGCGACCCAAGCCCACCGUGCAACGCUGUGCGUAUGGUCGGCGCCAUACUGGGCCUGCAGUUUGACAUUAUAGUGCCCGACAUGUUCAACUAUGACCAUCAGACUCCUGAGUUCAGGAAGAUUUAUUUAUUCCAGAUGAACCCAAUGUGCACUAUACCGGUGCUGAAAGACGGGAACCUUAUUGUUUCAGAAAGCCACGCAAUAAUCCUGUACCUCCUGAACAAGUAUGGCAGUGACCACAGGGAGAGACUGUACCCUCCCGACCCGUCCACGCGCGCCACAGUCGACCAGUGCCUUUACUUCGACGCGGGCGUGCUGUUCCUACGAAUGAAAGCAGUCACUCAACCAACAUUCCUGGGUCCUGUCUACCUCGACGGUCCUACCAAGAAGCACAUAUCCGACAUAGAGGAGGGCUACUCAAUAGUAGAGGCAUAUUUGAAUGACAGAAUAUAUGUGGCAGCCCACCAUUUGACUAUAGCAGAUAUUUCCAUCGGGUCUACCGUCUCAGCGUUGAAGGGGAUCUACGAUUUAGAUGAUGAAAGGUUGACGGCACACGGCACGCUGACGGUUUAUUUUCGUGUUUUGAGCGAGUUGCUACGCGCCUCUCGGUGUCAAUGUACGUACACCGCUGACAACAACAUGAGAUUAACAAAAACUUUGUUUAAUCAAGCGUGUUCAACAACGCGCCUGGUUCUAUACAAGCGCGAUGCGAGUCCACCCUCCAACGCAGUCCGUAUGGUGGGCGUCAUACUAGGCCUGCAGUUCGACUACGUGGAGCCCGACCUGAUCAAAGGCGAACACAAGUCGCCAGAAUUUAGAAAGAUAAACCCAAUGGCCACAAUACCUGUGCUGAAAGACGGAAACCUCACUGUUUCAGAAAGUCACGCAAUAAUCCUGUACCUCCUGAACAAGUAUGGCAGCGAACACAAAGAGAAACUCUACCCUUCCGACCCGGCCACGCGCGCCAUAGUUGACCAAUGCCUUUACUUCGACGCGGGCGUUCUUUUCCACCAAAUUCUAGCAGUUUCUAGACCAUCGUUCAGUGGCAAAUCAAACGGCCCCUCCAAAAAGAACAUUUUCGACAUAGAGGAGGGCUACGCUAUCCUCGAAGCAUAUUUAGAGAGUCGGCCAUACGUAGCUGCAGAACACUUGACUGUGGCUGACAUUUCGCUCGGAACUACAACAGCUGCGUUGCAGGGGAUACAUGCUGUAGACGCUAAUAAGUUCCCUAAGACAAAAGCGUGGCUGGAGCGUAUUUCUGCAGAAAGCUACUUCAAGGAGUUUAGCACGCCAGGCGCCGCCUUGUUGGCUAAGAUGCUCAGGCAUUUCUGGAAGCAGAGUAAUAAAUAAACAAUGAUUUCACUGCU
This is a messenger RNA of Leguminivora glycinivorella, 1516 nucleotides long. RefSeq names its product glutathione S-transferase F5-like. Gene Ontology annotation, biological process: glutathione metabolic process. Gene Ontology annotation, molecular function: glutathione transferase activity. NCBI's taxonomy places the organism in Eukaryota, Metazoa, Arthropoda, Insecta, Lepidoptera, Tortricidae. Bases 183 to 1499 code for a protein of 438 amino acids. The transcript has 11 exons. The record is from RefSeq and is a predicted model, not a curated record.